This is a messenger RNA of Closterium sp. NIES-67, 607 nucleotides long. The record is from the annotation of a GenBank genome assembly. Lineage: Eukaryota; Viridiplantae; Streptophyta; Zygnematophyceae; Desmidiales; Closteriaceae.
ACGCCGAGCUGGCGUCGCGCCAUCUGUCGCAGCUGCUCUUUGUGGCCCUCACAUGCGGGCUCGCCAUGACCGCCCUCUCCCUCCGAUUCGUGCCGCACGCCAUCGCAGCGUUUGUGGGCAGCAACACCGCCAUCAUCCCAGCAGCAUGUGUCUAUGCCAAGAUCCGUGCCUUCGCAUGGCCGGCUGUUCUUGUCACAUCUGUGGCUCAGAGUGCGAGCCUUGGGCUGCAGGACGUGUGGGGCCCGGUGCGGUGUCUGGCGGUGGCCAGUACGGUGAACCUGGGGGGCGACCUGCUGCUGUGCCCGCUGCUGGGCUACGGCAUCGCAGGGGCUGCCUGGGCCACCAUGGCCUCGCAGGUGCUCUGCUUGCUUGGGCCAUCCCAUGGCCUCCCUCCCAGUACGUGGGGGCGCUUCUCAUGCUGCGCUCGCUGCACACCUUGGGUCGCAUCCGCCUCGCCAUCUCGCCGCCGCCCCUGCCCGCGCUGCUCAACUUCCUCUCCCUCACCGGCCCCAUCUUCGUCUCCCUCGCCUCCAAGGUGUCCUUCUACAUGCUGCUGACCUUCCAGGCCACCUCGCUGGGAACUCUUCCUCUCGCAGCGCAUCAGGUC